ACGAAAACCACUUGAACAAAUGCAAACCUAAAUACAACAAAAAGCCAUGUGAAACAUAUUGUCGUAGAUGAGAGGAUAAAAUAAAAUAAACUUCUUCCUAAGCUUAUUUAUUCAAAAGUAGUGCCAGAUGGGACUACAAUGUUCUUACAGUUUGAAACCACAAAGUUGUCUCAUUCACCGAAAUGCACCUGAGUUUACUGAAAUUAUAUAUCCUUUUGAUGAAGUGGAGCACACCGUGGAUGAUUUAAGCAAAACUGCUCAUUCACACUAUCGUGAAUCCUGUCAAAAAUGUAAUUAUGAUUAUAGUAGUGAUGGGAUAAUGAAGAGAAUGUAUCGAAAAAAGAGGCGAAACAAUAAAUCGGUUGAAUAUACUGAAAAUAUUAACCAGUCUCCUCGUCCAAUAAAGUUCCCAUCAAGUAAGAUAAAUCCUAGUAAUUACUUACGCUCUUCAAUGUUAAGCAUUAAGAAUCUAGUAGCACAAAAGAAAUACCAUUCAUUUAAACAUAAUGAUAAUUAUACUUUGUCACUGAAUGGAGAACAUGAAAAGUGUGAUGAAAUCGACUGCGAAUUCGGUAAUCUACCACAAUUACUGAAUGUAACUGAAGUGAACGAAAUUAGUUUCAAUUUAGAUGAAGAAUAUAAUAUGGAUUCUACUACGGCCGGUUAUGAGGAAAAUAAACUGAGAACAACUAGCCAUCACGAAUAUAAAUAUAAUGAUAAAAGGCGAUUACAAAGAAUUAGUCCAUAUACUCAAAAAUUACUGAGAACAGAAACAAAAAUGAUUCAAGUAGCUACUGCUAACUCAAGUGGUUCACCGUUAGUCGGUGAAGGCAUGGGGGGUGAAAGCGAUCAUCUUAGUGUGAACACAGAUAAUUAUGGGGAAAGAAAAACGUGGCAAAGUAUUAGAUCAAACCAAGAAAUAAUGACCACGGAAAUCUUGACUGAAGAUUAUCUUCACUCAGGUGGGAAUAUAGGUCAAAGACAUUUGUCUUACACAGCUUCAAAACACCCAGAUCCAGUAAUAUUUGAUAGUGCUGUGCCAAUAGACGGAGAGACUGCUACCUCACUCGAUGAAAGUCAAAAGUUAAAAUCCUUUAGGUUUGUACAAAAAACACAACAAGCUAAUCAUUUACCUAAACGUUUACCUCCUAACCAAAGGAAUGAGGAUGUAUAUCAUCAUUCUGAAAAACAGAUAAUUUCUGCUGCAUUAUUUAUGCAAGACAACUGUCCACAAUAUUCACCAGAUAGUGGAUCUAUCCCUCAUCAAGAAAAACAAAUAUUGGGAUAUUUCAAAAAUUUAAGAAAGCUUAAAGAUGUACCAAGUGAUUCGGCAAGCACACUGACAACAGAACAUAUUGGAAGUUAUGCAUUCACGCGUAGACUAUUAGAUCGGCAAAAUCAGAUAAAAGCUGAAUGGAGAACAGUGGAUAUAUCAUGCAAAGAAUGUAAUUUACGCAAAUCAAAAUAUCUUGAAACGACAACUUCGGCUGACACAAAAGAAGCAAUAAAAGAUUGGAGAAGUGAUUCAAGAUUUAAAAUAGAUCAUCUUUUCAACAAUGAGUUAUCUUCACUCGCAUCACUGAGUGAGCCGACUUUUAGUCUGACAGCUUAUUCACCGAAGUGGAUAAAAAGGUUUUCAAGUAAUUUAAAACUUUUUCGAAUACAACCUGAUACUACCAAUAUUAUUGGCUUUCAAAUCAAUCGACUUCCAGAAGAUUAUUGUAAAAUAGAGUUGUGUAAUGCUGGAAUUAUACCAGAAUGUUUAAACUUGUUAGAGACUAGACAUUUUCUUCUACAGAAAAACAGAAAUCGUUUAUUUCCAUCAUCACCGUCUUCCAGAUUUCCCGGGGGUAAUGUUACCAACAGAGUGACAAAAGCAACAAAUAUAAGAAGGAUAUGUAAAACAGCUGGUGGCAGGCUCGAAAGUAAAGUUGCAGUCAAUAAAGAUUUCUUGAUCAGUCAGUCAAUAAACAUAUAUAGUUACUGUUUUUGGAUCCGUUUAGAACCAUGGAUUGAAAGUUUAUUUGAAAAUCAUGACGAUCGACGUAUUGAAUCGAUUGGACGUGUUUCUGAUUGUCGUAUUUGUCUAACAAAACGUGUUCGCAGAAACCCUAUAGGUUUCAUUGAAAUUAUGGUGAAUAUUUUAGCACCUAGUGCCUCAGCUUUGCAGAAAUGCUGCAAAUUAUUUGAUGACAAAUUUCCUAAAUUCUAUGCAAGUGCUGGUCUCUUAUUGGAACAUGAUCAGUUAUCAAACUUAUCGAAUUUUCAUUCAUUCAUGCCUACUUACGAAAGAAAUUUAAUUAAGGGGCCACCUAAUGGACAUAUUAAUGAAAGUAAGAACAGUUCUGUUUACAAGAAUAGUUGCAGUACGUUAUGUAGUAAUCACAAACUUUGCUACUCAACGACAUGUUCAAGAAAUUAUGAAGGAAAGCGUACUGGUAAUUCUACUUCGCAAAUUUUAAGUAGACAUUGUCGACAGUAUUACUUUAAAUGUAGAGAAGUGAUUAAUUCAAACGCCAACAAUCAAACAAUCAAAUUUCUACCACUACCUCAUCCAGAAAGUCUGGACAAUUUUACCCAAGAACGUAUCUCAAAUAUGUGGUAGCCAAACGAACAAUGAGCUAGAUGGAAAUGAACAGAAAAAAACAAUAACGACGGGAAAACAAUACUAAUCAAGAAAACGUGUAAUAAACGACGAUAAAACGAGUCAAUACUAAACAUCACUAUCAAUUCUGUAUGUAUGCCUUCUUUGUUGUAUAUUUCUUCUCGACUGUUGAAUACGAAGCAGGGGAACACCUUAACAUCUCUUCUUUCUUCUUGAACAAAGAACAAACGAAAUUACAUAAGCGAAAAAUGGUGAGUAUUUUAAAGGAUACUAAGGUUAUUUCAGUGAUUGAUAUUUAUCCAACUGUAAAUUUUCUGUAUAAUCCUUCCCUUAAUUUAUAGUCAUUCGAAUCUGAUUUCCUUCUUGUAACUGAGCCUAAGAAUGAGCACUAAGGUGAAGAAAACUGAUUCCAUGAUUAAAAACUGCUGUAAAUGAGUAUAUUCGAUGCAUGCAGUUUCCCUUUGUUUUAUCCUUUUUCACUGCCUUCUGCUUACCUAUUCGCACACAGUCACCUCUGUACUUACAACCUAUUUGCUUUAAUCGCUUACAAAAUUUUGUUGACAAUAUGUCAUCCGACUAGUUUCAAAAGAUUAUUUCAUGCAUUCAUCUAUUCAUUCGUGUGUGUGUACAUAUGCUUGUAUUAGGGCGUUCAAGAUCAAAGUUACGAAGCGUUUAUCACUAUAAUAACACUAGAAGCGUAAAAUCUAAAAUAAAAUAAUAAUUAUUUUGACUGAAAAUAAUGACAAAUAAAUACAUGAUAUAGUGACUUAUGGCUGUUAAAGUUAUACUCAAGAGCGAAUAAACCACUUCUAUUCUAGAAUGUUAUAUAGAUUUCGCUUGAUUUCUUUACGUAUAUGUUAAAAUAUUGUCUUCGGGACGAACACACACAAAUACGAAAUCAGUGUAGAACAUUACGAACAAAAUGCAUCGGUUCCAACCUCAACAACACAAAGACUGCAAUGAAAGCUAGGCGGGGUGACUUUAAAUGCCACCUUAUAAACUGAUGAAGCAACCAAUCACUUUUCUGUAUCCUGUGAAAAAUUGUCCAACCAGCCAAAAUACAGCAACCUGAUUGGUUAUCUCAGUAGUUGAUAGGGUGGCCUUUAAAGUCACUCGCUAGGCGCAAUGCUUUACUGAUCAACUAUGCCGCUACUGAUGGUCAUUUUCCUAUGCAGUCACACACACAACUAAGGGUUAGUUCUUUCACUAACUGAGCAAGCUUAACGGCUAUUCACAUCUGAAAGAUACAACGGUUCACACGCGAAUACAGAAUGGUUAGACACAACACAGAACCAACGAAUGGGUACCUUAAGGACCUGUAAGAAGUUUUCAACAACUAAUAAAAUAUUUCAUCUUCACUAAUGCACAAGAAAGAAGUGACCACUGGUAACCUAGGUUUCAAAAGGGACUACGAUUUAAUACUCCACAAUAAUGACAAUAGUAAUUAAUAAAAAAGUAGCAGUAGUUAGUGGAAUUGAGCUAUGAAUGGGCUAUAAGUCCCUAAGGUUUAAAAGACUUUGUUAGCCAGGCUUAUUUCUCUAGCAUGAUCAAAGCAGUAUUCUUCUGAUCUUGUAAACCAUACCGUUCACAAAUCCAUACUAGAAUAACUAGACUGUUUUCUACAUAAAAUCUAAGCGAAGCAGUAAUUCUUCACCAUCAUUCAUAAGUACGCCAGGUAGUAUUCCGUUGUAUCAUACUGUUGUGCCUUUUUUAAUGUUUCUUUUUCCGCUCUCCAUUGUACUUGAGAGGGGUGCGCGAAAAAGUCUUCGUGUGUUGACUAAUUUGAAUAACAUUGAAAUAAAGUGAUUCUUAGUGAUAUUUUAUUGCGGUCUACUGAUCUCUCCUCAUUCCUCUACAGUGAACUGGAUACAAUUCUGAACUAGAUCUAGUUGGGAAUUCAUGUCGUUCACUGCUGGUCAUCUAAGGGAAACACCUUACUGAUGUCACACCCCAUCCAGCUACCAGCAGAACGACUUCACCCUCAGAUCCCCAUCAUAGUGUAGCAAUUUACACCACAACGGUAACUGCUUUUCGUCUAACCACUAUCCAACAGACCUUUCUGGUAUGGUAGGACCUCGAAGGAGCAAGCGUUCCACCAGCAUAGCUCGUUGGGUCAUUGUGAUAUACAAGUCCGACCACUACGUCAAGGUAGCAGCUAUCGGUCGGGCAUUACACCCUCUCUUUAGGGAAAGCAUACAUUCUCAGAUGAUUCCUCGCAUAGGAAAACCAAAAAUAAAAUAUGCCAAUCAUAGUGACUUCUAAGUAUCAACAAGAUAUGAAUUUGUAUGUUACAUAUCUAAAGUAGAACGCUUUAUUGUAUUCACUAUCCCUGUAAUCACGCUUACAUUGAAAUGACACUUGAAAGCUCCUUUGUUUCUGGUCUUGCUGUCAACAAGAUGCGACCUGCUUUAUGUGCCCCAUUUAUAGAACUGAAAUAUAAUGGCAUUUAUUCUGUCGUAACAAGAAUCGUUUUCUAGUGAAUGAUAUCACCGUACAAUAUUAGCUCCGAAAAUUACAGACAAUGCAAUCCCGUUGGCUUCUAUACUAAACAUUACCAUUCGGUGUUGGAACAAAGUAAAGUAACAAUUGUGAAAUCGUGUAGACCAGUGAAGACUAGUAGUGUAAAACGUAUCAGCAGUUGCUGGUUGGGAAUCUAGAACUAAUAAGAAUCAGUUGGUCAAAUUUACUGACAAAACUUCAAAUCAAAUUGGUGAUAAUAAUGCCAUAGUUUUACAUCUUUCUCUACGUAAGCCACACAACUGUCACUGUACUAAAUUUCCGAGUAGCAGUAUGAGCACCAUCGCUCACUAGGAUGCAGGUAGGUCCAGUUGACAAGUCUCAAAAUAGGAAGGAAUCUACAGUUGGCAUCACACUGCUGGUCACCAUCAAGUAAGUAACAUAACAGAAAUCAAGUAAAUUUGAAAUAUCUGAAUGGAAAACUGGUAUGUUCCAGAACUACUAGGUAUUUACUACGCAACGUAUCUUGAACAUUUCAUUAUUCAUUUUAUCUUCUAUCAUUCACCUAGCCACGUUAUUCCCAGAUUUCCUUCUAAUAUUUUUCUUCGUGUGUUAAUCUUUUGUCCAUAUUUUUGUGCAGUAUGGCAAACUGAAAGAACUCCAUAUUAUCUUAGUUCCUAUUUUGCUACUUUUAGUUAAUUAGUGAUUAAAUGAAACUCUAGAGAAUCUCCAGUCUGUAAAAUGGUUGUUAAGUAAAUGACCAAUUUCGCUUGCGAAUUAUAUAUCUACUGGAAAUCAUAUUUAUUUCUUCGGUGUCAACAUCAUUACAUAAAACCAAUGUUAUAUUACCUCCUACACCUUAUUCAACCUCAGAAAUGUGAUUGUUACAAUAAUAACAUAUUACGAUU
This is a messenger RNA of Heterobilharzia americana, 5970 nucleotides long. The record is from the annotation of a GenBank genome assembly. NCBI's taxonomy places the organism in Eukaryota, Metazoa, Platyhelminthes, Trematoda, Strigeidida, Schistosomatidae.